Molecule: messenger RNA, 859 nt
Organism: Orbicella faveolata
Lineage: Eukaryota; Metazoa; Cnidaria; Anthozoa; Scleractinia; Merulinidae
Cellular component (GO): nucleus
Molecular function (GO): NAD+ poly-ADP-ribosyltransferase activity
Source: RefSeq, a predicted model, not a curated record
GACCAUGAAAAUGUGAACUGUUUGGAAAUAAAUGUUGAGCAGUCACCACCUUACAGCAUUCAAUAUAACAUACUUGUUGCUAUGUAUUUUUAGGACACAUCCACUACAGCUCACAGGUUCACAUCUGCAUCGAUUACAUCACCGGGAUUUGUCAGCAAGGAAAUAAGUGUGACACUCACCACUGUCCACUCCCCUAUCACUGGCAGUAUCGCCUGUCCCUGGAGGGGUGGAAAAGUUUUAGUGAUGAAGACAAUCGCAAGAUCGAAGAGUUGUACUGUGACCCAAAGAACGACAUCAUAACAUCAACAGAGAUAGACUUGACAGUCAAGUCUUACAGAGAAACAAAUACAUCGUCACGUAGAACAGAUGCGGUGAAAGUGGACUUUGAGAGUAUGACGAUGCAGAAGAGCUAUCAUAGAGCUGAUUUAAGACGACUGUCCACACAGUCUUACAUAAAAGAACAGGACAACUGUCUGGCCACACAGUGGCUGUGGUACAGGAAAGAGGAGAGCGGCGACUGGGUCAAGUAUGGAGAUGAGAAUGGGUCCGGUACCAAGCAAGGAGACCUCGAAUCUGCUUUCCUCCGCCGAGAAGGAAACUACACUUUCAAGCGAAACGGUCAGGAAUUUCGUUUGCAAUUCUAUAUGAACCCGAUGUGUGAAAAAUCGUUCAAGCCAUACUCGAAGAAAAUCGUCCGACGCCGGCCCGACUUCAGAUCCCCAGAAGAUAUAAGAAAGCUGACAAGAGGCAAUGUUGAGAAAACCUCCUGGUUUAGUUUCAGAAAUUUAUUUAAGAGGCGUUAGAUAGUUCAUGAAAGAAGCGCCUUCCACUACAGGAAUCACUUCUGCAACCGAUUUAC